Molecule: messenger RNA, 2301 nt
Organism: Cordyceps militaris CM01
Lineage: Eukaryota; Fungi; Ascomycota; Sordariomycetes; Hypocreales; Cordycipitaceae
Product: protein kinase domain-containing protein
Exons: 5
Coding region: 1-2301 (766 amino acids)
Biological process (GO): spliceosomal complex assembly; protein phosphorylation; regulation of mRNA processing
Molecular function (GO): ATP binding; protein kinase activity
Source: RefSeq, a predicted model, not a curated record
AUGAAAUUCCCCAGAGUCGCGUUUCGCUCUCGGCCUAUGCAAAGAAUCAUUCAACGGCCGUUUAAUAACUGUCUUCACGUCCACCUAUCACUUUCUAGACAUCUGUCGAGCCAUUCCAGCUUGGCCGUGGAUGAAGCGGCGCCGCGGCGCUUUGAGUAUCAGUACCACUGGAUUGACGACGUCGAGUCUCUUGAAAAGUAUGUUCCAGGCGGCUAUCAUCCAGUCAUGAUUGGAGACAUGAUCAAAAGACGAUACGAAAUCGUGGGUAAGCUCGGCUAUGGGGGAUUUUCGACCGUCUGGCUCGCACGCGACGCUCAGCAAGGGACAUGUGUCGCUCUCAAAAUUGGCGCCGCGGACUCCAGACUGCACGAGACAAAUAUGAUCAAGGUGCUUUCAGAUGCCAAAUCCAACGUUUCGAACACCGCCGUUGCUGCAUCAGGAGCGGCCGCGAUGCCUGCGCUCCUCGAUGAAUUUACUGUGGAUGGCCCCAACGGUACGCAUCCCUGCUACACCACUGCUGUGGCGGAAUGCAAUAUUAGAGAUUGCCUUUCCUUCAAAAUGUUCAGGUUGGAUGUGGCGAGAGCUUUGGCACUCAAGCUCGUGUCAGCCGUUGCAUUCAUGCACAGUCAGGGCCAUGUUCAUGGUGACAUUCAUCUUGGAAACGCAAUGCUCAAGUUAAACUCUGGCUUGGAAAAGUUAUCUGUUGAGCAACUCUACGAAAAGUACGGACGUCCAGAGACAGUUGAUAUAUACAGGGUUGAUGACAGCGCCUUGCCACCUAGUGUUCCUGCAAGAGCAGUUCGGCCUCUCCAUUUGGGCAGGGCGGCUUCUGAGAUAUCAUUAAAGGAAACCAACUUGCUUCUCAUUGACUUUGGCGAAUCCUUUGCGCCAGCAGAAACCCCGCGUGAAUGCGGGGACUGCCGUUCCUAUUUGGCCGCGCGUCCCCCAGAAUGGCGAUUCGAACCAUCAUCGCCAUUUUCCUUCCCUGUCGAUAUUUGGUGUCUCGGAAUUGCGCUCUGGGAUCUUAUCGCGAGGAGAGCUCUUUUUAAUGACCAGUUUGUGCCGCGAGACUCUGUGGUUGCGCAGCACAAGGAUAUACUUGGGCAAAUGCCGCCGCAGUGGUGGAAGAAGUGGGAGAAGCGACUCGAGUAUUUUGACGCAGAGGGCAAUUCCACUCGAGGAAAUGACACCCCUCCUCCGCUAAGCGAAGCAUUUGAUGCUUGGGCGCAGAAAUACAGGGCAAAGUACAAGGUUGGCGUGUUACCGGAAGAUGAAAAGGCUGCGUUUCUAUCCUUGCUGAGUCAGAUGCUUUCUUUGGAUCCGCGAGACCGACCCUCGGCGAAAGAAGUGCUGGCGUCAGACCUAUCUGAUCCAUCUGAAGCUCAAACUGAACAGGGUAAACGCGCUCGUGCGGACGAUGACGGCGGUGGCGACUGCGAUGCCGAAAGAGACACAAAGCGGAUAACGGAAGCACCAAGAAAAAUACGGCGGAUUGCGGCGGAUUCGGCAGAUGGGCCCAACAAUCGCCAAACGGCGAUUGCAUCGGAGAAGAGAGUUGAUAAGCUGGUGAUCUUACGGUUGCGAGAAUCAGUGGUGCUGUCGAAGCAAGCCGCGGUCAAGGGAUGGAUGGAGGUCAAUGGUCUACGCCCGAUAAGUGCAUACAAAAACGGGAGGCCAAGAGGGGACGUGAGACUAGCAGAGGAAGGAGAAUGGUUGUGGAGUGUGCGGGCGAAGGGUCGGCACAGAGCGGUGGUGGAGGUUGGGGGGAUCUUUGAGGCGAAGGGGAAGGGUUACGUGGGAUACCUGCGGAUGGAUAGGGUGCCGCGGAGGAUCGUCGAGAAAGAGGUCAAAGGCAGUGAGGAGGAUGCAGAAGACCGGACUUACCUUGGUUGGGUGGUUCUGGGGCUACGUCAGCUGGAAGAGAAGAAGCGAGAGCGGCGAGAGCGAGAGAAGCAAGCGUUGAGCAAGGGAGAGGAGACGACGGACGCGGUAAAGCGGGAGCGGGAGAGUGAGGGUGAAGUGUACCUGCUGGUGGUGCCGCGAGGGAAGGUUUCUGUGAUUCGACUGUAUACCGGGCGUGUGUCGAGGAGGGUGUUGUUUGAUCAUGGUAAAGGGGACAGGGUUGGAUUACUGCGGCAGGCCCUUACAGCUCGCGACCCUAACCCUACACUAUCCGGAGAAGAAGGGCUCAGUGGAGUUACCCUGAGUUACGAGCAGAUCGAUUUAAGAAAGCCGAGUGCAGCAACCCUCUUCCGAGAGUUUUUCCUAAAGCAUGGGCUUUUGGCUGGCUCUACCGGCUGA